AUGGCCGCCCUCUCCAAGUUAUUACCACCCGAUCGUUCCAUCAAGCAGAUCUUCUCCAGUCUUACCUCCCUCUACCUCCAACACCGCACUCGAAUCUCACGCGCCGUCUACCUCGCGCUUUUCGCGGCUCUCGCGAAACGAAUACAUAAUGCCAUCUCCGAGCAGAAAGCUGCCUCGCAGCAGGUAGAGCUGCACCGACGACCCGGCACCAGUAGUCUCGGCAAUGACGAACAACCCCGGAAGAAACGGGUGGAGAUCAACCGGGAGUUCUUUAAGAACCUCCUGCGCCUACUCAAGAUCGUGAUUCCGGGAUGGCGCAGUAAGGAGCUGAGGCUUCUGGUGAGCCACAGUGUCUUCCUGAUCUUGCGGACAUUGUUGAGUCUGUACGUGGCCGAGCUGGAUGGCCGCUUGGUGAGCAACCUGAUCCGAGGGAAAGGCAAGGAUUUCCUACUCGGUCUUGUUUGGUGGAUGAUUGUCGCUGUUCCCGCGACAUUUACAAACUCCAUGCUCUCCUACCACCAGUGCAAGCUCGCGCUGAGCUAUCGCAAACGGUUGACCGAUUAUAUACACGACAAAUACCUGUCAAACAUGACCUUCUACGCCAUAUCCGCCCUAGACGAUCGGAUUAAGAAUCCCGAUCAGCUUGUCACGGUCGACGUAUCGCGCUUCUCGGAUAGCUUGGCUGAGCUCUACUCCAACCUUGCCAAGCCCAUACUGGACAUGUGCAUCUACAACUACUCGCUUUCCAAAAAUGUUGGCGGUGAAGGGCUGUUCAUCAUGAGUUUGCUGGUGCAGUUGUCAGCCAACGUGAUGCGCAUGCUCACUCCGCCGUUUGGCAAGUAUGUUGCCGAUGAGGCCCGUCUUGAGGGCGAGUUCCGAUUCCUGCACUCGCGUCUUAUCGACUAUAGCGAAGAAGUCGCUCUCUACCACGGCCAUGAAGCCGAGAAGGACACUUUGGAUAAGGGCUACUUCACCCUCAUCAAGCAUGUGAACCGCAUUUUGCGCCGGCGCCUCUACCACGGGUUCAUGGAGGACUUUGUCAUUAAAUACUUCUGGGGCGCUUUGGGCUUGGUCCUUUGUAGUGUGCCCGUCUUUUUCAAGAUCCCUGGUCAGGUCCCUCAUUCGAUGGGCGAUCGUACCGAGAAUUUUGUUACCAACCGACGGAUGUUGCUAUCGUCAUCGGAUGCCUUUGGUCGUCUGAUGUUCUCCUACAAGGAGAUCUCCGAGCUGGCCGGUUUCACGGCUCGUGUCUCCUCGUUACUGGAAGUAAUGGAUGACUUGACGGCCGGGAGAUUCGAGAAGAAGCUGGUCUCUUCUGCAUCAACCGAGGAGAACGCGGCCGUUCUCUCUGGUCGGGGCAAGGUCCUCGAAAGCGACUGCAUCGAGUUCACCGAUGUACCGAUCGUCUCACCCAAUGGGGACGUCCUGGUGCGCCAGCUGUCUUUCACCAUCUACCCUGGUGACCACCUCUUGAUCGUCGGGCCUAAUGGGUGUGGUAAAUCAUCCUUGUUCCGCAUUUUGGGCGGCCUUUGGCCCGUGUACGGUGGCACGGUCAAGAAACCCUCCUUUGAAGACAUUUUCUACAUUCCCCAACGGCCUUAUCUAUCGCGCGGCACCCUCCGCCAGCAGGUCACCUACCCGGACGGGGUGCGAGAGAUGCGCGCCAAGGGAGUGACCGAUGAUGAUCUGUACGAGGUUCUUUCCAUAGUCGAGAUCGCGUCUGUCGUCAACCGCCCCGGUGGCUGGGACGCCGAGGAGGAAUGGCGUGAUGUACUAUCGGGAGGUUUGCAGCAGCGCAUCGCCAUGGCCCGUCUGUUCUACCACCGUCCCAAGUUCGCCAUUCUGGAUGAAUGUACCUCCUCGGUGACGCUGGAGAUUGAGAAGGUGAUGUACGAGACGGCCAAGAAGUUGGGCAUUACCCUGAUGACGGUCUCGCACCGUCGCAGUCUCUGGAAAUAUCACCAGAAGAUUCUGCAGUUCGACGGACAGGGCGGUUAUGUCUUUACCGGGCUCGACUGGGAGCGCCGGCUGAAAUUGGAAGAGUACGAGAUCCCCCCCCCGGUUGUGCCGGACUAUGCUAAUUCCAUCGACAGUGAGAAAGACGAACUUGAGCUGCAAUUACGGACCGUUCCCGAGUUAGAGCGGAGGAUCACCGAACUUACAUCGAGCUAG
This is a messenger RNA of Penicillium atrosanguineum, 2172 nucleotides long. Its product is annotated as ATP-binding cassette long-chain fatty acid transporter PXA2. The coding region runs from base 1 to 2172 and encodes 723 amino acids. The transcript has 3 exons. Gene Ontology annotation, molecular function: long-chain fatty acid transmembrane transporter activity; ATP hydrolysis activity; ABC-type transporter activity. NCBI's taxonomy places the organism in Eukaryota, Fungi, Ascomycota, Eurotiomycetes, Eurotiales, Aspergillaceae. The record is from RefSeq and is a predicted model, not a curated record. Gene Ontology annotation, biological process: peroxisome organization; long-chain fatty acid import into peroxisome; very long-chain fatty acid catabolic process. Gene Ontology annotation, cellular component: peroxisomal membrane.